Molecule: messenger RNA, 2877 nt
Organism: Venturia canescens
Lineage: Eukaryota; Metazoa; Arthropoda; Insecta; Hymenoptera; Ichneumonidae
Gene: nSyb
Product: neuronal Synaptobrevin
Exons: 6
Coding region: 327-884 (185 amino acids)
Biological process (GO): vesicle-mediated transport; vesicle fusion
Cellular component (GO): SNARE complex; plasma membrane
Molecular function (GO): SNAP receptor activity; syntaxin binding
Source: RefSeq, a predicted model, not a curated record
ACACUUGCGCCUCCUCCCUCUCGGACUCGACAUCGUACCUCGAAAAUUUAUCAAUACCCCCGUGCGCGAAUAGACCACCCGAGUGAGCAGCGGGCAGCGGCGCGAUCAGUAGUAGUCCGAUCCUCUCGAACUCACCCCGAAAUAUCAUUUCUACGAGACUCGAGAGAACGAAUCAAAUUAUUUGUUUGUUUUUUUUUCUACAAACUAAAUAAAACCACUUUCUGACGGUAUAAAGCAAAUUAGUGAUUAUAACCCGAAGAAACAAGGGCGCGUCUGACGUUUUUCGGUGCUAACUACUUUCUGCAGGAAAACCAAUUGCGACGAACAUGGCCACCGAGGGCGGUCUCGCACCGGAUGCUGCUGGUGCAGGGGCUAAUGGGGAAGGAAUCGUCGGGGGUCCGAGGACACCCCAACAAAUUGCGUCCCAGAAACGACUGCAACAGACACAGGCCCAAGUCGACGAAGUCGUCGACAUCAUGAAAACGAAUGUCGAGAAGGUCCUCGAGCGCGAUCAAAAACUCUCCGAACUCGACGAUCGAGCUGAUGCACUUCAGCAGGGAGCAUCGCAAUUCGAGCAGCAGGCAGGCAAGCUAAAGAGAAAGUUCUGGCUACAAAAUUUGAAGAUGAUGAUAAUAAUGGGAGUAAUUGGGCUCAUCAUACUGGCCAUCAUUGUCGCACACGUCACCGGCGGAGACGAGUCGCCUAAAUUCAUGCCGGAUUCGCCACCGGUUGCGCAAGCACCGCCGGUUUAUCAAUACGCACCACAACCCGGUGUCCAGCCGGGAGCUGCGCCAGGCGCUCCCGCGCCCCCCGCAGGAGCGCCCCAAACAGCACCCGCGGCUUUCGUCGGCUCGUCUCUCAACGGAAUUCGCAGCGUCAUGUAAAAAAAAAUCGGCAACCACCACCAACAACAACAGAUAAAAACGAGAUCAGAAAAGUGAAAAAAUACAACUGAAGCCCUCCGACUCUGCUUCGCGUCACUCCGACUCUAUUGUUAAUUAAGAAACCCAAAUAAUGGUCCCUCAUCAUCAGAGACGAGAAACUGGCCGCUUUCUUUCGUAUUACGCAAUCGACUCAAGGAACAACCAAAUAUAAUGCUCCGAUGGGACAUAAAUAAUAACGAGGAAACGUAAAUGCUAUUUUUUUCAAUCCAGACACACGUACACAUACACCGCGUGACGUAAACUUCGAUUCAUCGUCGAUAAAGAACUUUCGGGGUUUCCUAAAAUACUAUUAUAUUCAUUCAUGUGAAUAUGACAAAAAUAAAAGAGAAUAAUUAUUUCUUCAAAUGGUUAAGUCGAUCGCCUUUCGCGAUUCGACCCUCAUCCUGUAAUUCAUCGAGAAACGACAUCGCGAUAAAAAACAAUUUACGAAAAAAUCGAAUGACGGAAUGAGAGGUUACUCUAAAAAAAAAAAACAAACGUAAAAGACGAUCGCUUCUUACGAUCGCUUGAUAUACACAAUUUAUACGUGUGUGUUUAAUCCGCGUAUAUACACAUGUAUAUGUAAAUACUAUUACGAUAUUACGAAACGUCAAUGUAGGAGUACUAUAAACAAGAAAAGAGAAGGAAUAAUAAAGAAAAACGUAUGUUAUUGAACAUUACACACGUAAAACAAAUCGAAUGCUGAAUUCAGAGAGAAAUUAAUGAAUUAAACAAACACCGAUAAAACAAAAGGUCAAAUUUUGUGUGAAAAUUUUCAAUAGUGUUGACAUCACUUAACUGUAAAUGUAAUUGCGAGCAAUUUCAAUUCUAAUUAUGAAUUUUCAAAUCACUCUUCAAACACUUUUUUUCGAUCGGUUCAACACCGGUAUGUUUGCCGAAACAUUUGAACCAAUUGUCCUUUCUCUUCAGUUUUAUGUUGAAAUAUGAUUUUUCACAAACGUUCUCGUUCAUAUUAUUUAUAGAAGAGAAAUUAACAGAACGACUAGAAGAGGAGGAACAAAGUGGGAAACACUUCCGAAAAUAUAAAGGUGAUCGUUUCCCAAUUUUCCACAAAACACUCGAUUCACAGACACACACACACACCACGAAUAACGAGCAAUUCAAGAUAAAAUGAACCUGUACUUAUACCGACUUUUGUCCGUCAAUGCUAUUACUAUUAUUUUAUCUCAUUCCAUUGAUUAUUAGCGCGGACAAAGAAUGAAAGAGAGAGAAAGCUGUUAAUUUAAACAUUGACUAUAUAAACAAUGACGUCAACGUGGUAGGCCUACAAAGAUGCUUCGAUGUACGAUUUAUCAUUGUCAUUGUCAAACUAAAUAAUUAAUCGUCUCAAAAACCGUGAUUACGAUGGCUCUCAACUGCAAACGAAGCAACAAAAUGAACACACGAUAAAGAGAUACGAGAACAAAAAUAAAUGAGGCAUCCGUGAACGCUGAUCGGAUUCUUCAAUAUUUCUCAAUGAAUCUUCGUCAAUGAUAACAAAAUCAUUUCAUCCAUCGAAACGAUUAAUUAUUCCUGAGAAAGAUCGAAAAAUUUUCUUCGUUUCCGUUCCCGAGCGUACGCUAAACCGUCGUUGGUUGCUUUUAAUGAAAAUACAUACUUGAAAACGAUGAUAUAUAUCUAUACGAUUUAUAUAUAUAUAUCUACACAUACAUAUAUAUAUGAAUGUAUAUAAUAUUAUAUCUUAGGCUGAGAUUGAUAGAGAAAGAAAAAUCACGUUUCAAACACUUAUUUUUAAUGAAUUUUUUCGUUUUAUCCUACUUGAAAAAAAAACCAUUAAGACGAAACAAUGGGAAACGUUUUACUUCAAAGAUCGUAAUACGUUAUUUAAAGACAACAACAACAACAAAUAGGCGUCUUAUAUAUUAUUCAUGUAUAUUACUAUACUAGAUAUUUAAUGUAUAUUAGAGACAUGAGAAUAAAGUUAUGGAACGAA